This is a messenger RNA of Caenorhabditis briggsae, 2298 nucleotides long. The record is from RefSeq and is a predicted model, not a curated record. Gene Ontology annotation, molecular function: amino acid transmembrane transporter activity. Gene Ontology annotation, biological process: amino acid transport; transmembrane transport. Lineage: Eukaryota; Metazoa; Nematoda; Chromadorea; Rhabditida; Rhabditidae. Bases 1 to 2298 code for a protein of 765 amino acids. Gene Ontology annotation, cellular component: plasma membrane. The transcript is spliced from 13 exons.
AUGACAUCUCUUCUCCGUAAAAUGCUCCGUACUCGACGGGUCGAUGAACAAUUUCUCCGGCAUUCCGAAUGGGCGCGUCGUCUGGGAAUUCCUCUUAUGGUCGCCUUGGCUGGAAUCAAAAGUAUUUCUAUGAUGCUCUUCAUUAUUCUCCCGUUCUCACUGACUCAAGUCGCUGGCCCAAGUACUGUUCUGGCAUUGAUCUUUGCCUUUUUGAUCAUUUUCUUUACUGCUGCUCAUCUAUCGGAACUAUCCUGUACUAUGCCCAAGAAUUGUGCACAAUAUCAUUUUGCAUACGCAGUUGUUGGAGAGCUUCCCGCUUUCGUUAUCGCCUGGAUCAGUUUGGUGGAUUAUGUCGCACAGGCGGGACUAUUUUGUAAAGCAUGGGCAGAUCAUUUUAAUCUUCUCUUCCGUGGCCUUCCUGCCAAAUCGUUGACUUUUGACGUCUUCUCUCCGGAUUCCUCAAUUCUCUCCCCACAAGUUGAUCUUCUUACCGUACUCUCCGCCAUCAUAACUCUCUGUCUGCUUCUUUGUUCUCUUCGAGUCGUCGGAACGAUUUGCGUCUCUCUUUUAGCUGUAACACUCCUGAUUGCUGCUUCAUGUACUAUGGUUUCAUUCUUCCACUCGGACCCAGAGAACUGGAUCAAGGCAGAGUUCUUCCAUUAUGGAUAUAAAGGGGUGCUCUACUCGAUUUGUGCUCUUUGUGCGUGUUAUACUGGAAUCGAAAGUACAUCUUGUCUUUUGGAAGAAACGAAGAAUCCAAGAAAGCGAAUUUCUGGAGUUUUAUCCUUUUUAGUUUUGGUUCUCACAACUAUUUUCUUCAUUUUGGCAAUUACAUUUAGUUUAUCUACAAAUGUGACAGCGUUGAGUGAAGGAAUCAUGAUUCCAGAAGUUUUCUCGGCGAUAAACAUUCCAGCUGCCAAAUCCACAACCAAAUAUUGGGUCCGUCGGUUUCCGAUGAUAUCCACUGAUACCACUGCCACGUCAUCACCCAUUUCAUCAUCCGCAUUCAGAUCCUACUACGAACAGGGUUUUAUUCGAAUGCGGUACAUGCUCUCUGUGUGCUCAGUUUGUGCACUUUCCGGUGGAGUUCUUGCAUCAUUUCUUCCUGCGACACGUGUCAUUGCUGCUCUUUGCCAUGAUCGUCUGGUUCCAUAUGCCCGAGAUACUUCUACUAAAAGUCCAUACUUUGCUGUCCUCCUUUGCACUUUCCUUGUGGCUCUUUGCUCAAUGAUUCAGAAGACUCUGCUUCUCAAUUUUGUAAUUUUCAUGGCUCCAGCCAAACUAGUCAUUACGAUUCUCCUUGUCUACAUCCAACACUAUUAUCCUGAACAAAUCGGCAUUCCAGAAGAAACUUCCGGUUAUAAAUCAAUCGGAAAGAAAAGAACACGAGUACAUAUCGAUGAUGGUGUCUCAGUUGAUGAUUCCAUUUCUUUGAUGCCACAAAGAUCUAAAAGAGCAGACGAUGAUGAAUCAGAAGUCAGUCAUUCGACGUUUGAUACAACGGCGUUUUUGUAUAUGAAAGCUACGAAAAUGGAGACGGAGAGAUUGCAGAGGAGAUUGGAGAAGGAAGACAAUGAAAAUGAAGAACGGCAACCAGUUCUUGCCAAAUCCGUAUCCCAAUACCAUUCAAUGGAUCAGCAAGUUCAGAAAAAUAGAAAACCAAGCAUCAAAAAACAUGAGCAUAACUGUGUAGCUGAGCAAUGUGGAGCUGACAAUGAUGAUGACUACAACUCCCAAGAAGUUCAUUUAUUCGCCAAUGAGGAACCUGAACUCCCCUUCUUUUCCACCUUCUCCUCAUCAGCCCCACGGCCACCAUCUCCAGAUGUUAGCUUCUCCAAUUUCCAUAAAUCUCAACGUCUUCUAUUCCUUUUCUGUUUUAUGACUUCUGCAUUCUCAACUUUUCUUCGAAACUUUGCGAUGCCCACGACGACUUGUUGGCUUCUAAGUGCCGGAUUCGUUAUUAUAAUUUUGGUGUUCAGUGUGAAUAUUAACAGGUUGCAAACCAAUGAUUAUCUGUACAAAAAAGAAGCGAAAGUGACACUCUUCCCAACUGCAUCCUUAUUUGCACUAUUUCUUCUUUUGGUUUCUUUUUUCGGAAGUGUUCCAGUCAACACAUUACUUCAUUUAGUCAUUAUCUUCUUCAGUGGAAUCAUUUCCUACUUCUUAUACGGUUACCGACACAGUAAACAUCGCAAGACGGCAUGCUUGGUGAUUGAGAAUCGAUAUUCGGAUACUGUUGAUGAAGAUCAAUACUGCCCGAUUGUUGGGCUUGAUACGAGCUCAAGUUUUGAUGCCUAA